CGAGCACGUCGGGAGUUGUAGUUGGUCCGCCCGGGCCCCGCCCCUCGACCGUGCGGAGACGCCACUUCAGGGCCGUCCCCCGGAGCUUUUGGGCAGGCGUCGUCGUCCCUGUCACCGCCACGUCGCGGACAUGGUGAUUUCAGAAAGUAUGGAUAUACUCUUCAGAAUAAGAGGAGGCCUUGAUUUAGCUUUUCAGCUAGCUACUCCUAAUGAAAUUUUUCUCAAGAAGGCACUGAAACAUGUGUUGAGUGACCUGUCAACCAAGCUUUCUUCAAACGCCCUUGUGUUCAGAAUUUGCCACAGUUCAGUGUAUAUAUGGCCUAGCAGUGACGUAAACACCAUUCCUGGAGACCUGACUGAUGCUUCCGCUUGUAAGAACAUACUGCGCUUUAUUCAAUUUGAGCCGGAAGAAGAUAUAAAACGAAAAUUCAUGAGAAAGAAGGACAAAAAAUUAUCAGACAUGCAUCAAAUAGUAAAUAUAGAUCUUAUGCUGGAAAUGUCAACCUCCCUGGCAGCUGUAACGCCCAUCAUUGAAAGGGAAAGCGGAGGACACCAUUAUGUUAAUAUGACUUUACCUGUCGAUGCAGUUAUAUCUGUGGCUCCAGAAGAAACAUGGGGAAAAGUUCGUAAACUCCUAGUUGAUGCAAUUCAUAAUCAACUGACUGACAUGGAAAAAUGUAUUUUGAAAUAUAUGAAAGGAACGUCUAUUGUGGUCCCUGAACCACUGCACUUUUUAUUACCAGGGAAAAAAAAUCUUGUAACAAUUUCCUAUCCUUCAGGAAUACCAGAUGGCCAGCUGCAGGCCUAUAGGAAGGAGUUACAUGAUCGCUUCAAUCUGCCUCAUGACAGACCCUAUUUCAAAAGGUCUAAUGCUUAUCACUUUCCAGAUGAACCAUACAAAGAUGGUUACAUUAGAAAUCCACAUACUUAUCUUAAUCCACCUAACAUGGAGACUGGUAUGAUUUGUGUGGUCCAGGGCGUAUAUGGUUAUCAUCAUUAUAUGCAGGAUCGGAUUGAUGACAAUGGCUGGGGCUGUGCUUAUCGAUCUCUGCAGACUAUCUGCUCUUGGUUCAAACAUCAGGGAUACACAGAGAGGUCCAUUCCAACACACAGAGAAAUUCAGCAGGCUCUAGUCGAUGCCGGUGACAAACCAGCAACAUUUGUCGGAUCACGGCAAUGGAUUGGAUCUAUUGAGGUACAGCUGGUACUAAACCAAUUGAUUGGUAUAACUUCAAAAAUACUGUUUGUCAGCCAAGGUUCAGAAAUGGCCUCUCAAGGACGGGAACUGGCGAAGCAUUUCCAGAGCGAAGGAACUCCAGUUAUGGUCGGGGGAGGAGUUUUGGCCCACACGAUACUAGGAGUUGCAUGGAAUGAGAUUACAGGGCAGAUAAAGUUUCUGAUUCUAGAUCCACAUUAUACUGGUGCUGAAGACCUGCAAGUUAUUUUGGAAAAGGGCUGGUGCGGAUGGAAGGGUCCAGACUUUUGGAACAAGGAUGCAUACUAUAACUUAUGUCUUCCUCAGCGACCAAAUAUGAUUUAAAAUAUCUUGGAGUCAAAGACUGCAGUAGACUGGUAUUAUAAAUUUGUGAAUAAAGAAUCAGUUUAAUUUCACCUUAAA
This is a messenger RNA of Mandrillus leucophaeus (drill), 1618 nucleotides long. It is a transcript of the gene UFSP2, whose product is annotated as UFM1-specific peptidase 2. The transcript is spliced from 12 exons. The record is from RefSeq and is a predicted model, not a curated record. The coding region runs from base 131 to 1540 and encodes 469 amino acids. Lineage: Eukaryota; Metazoa; Chordata; Mammalia; Primates; Cercopithecidae.